AUGAAGUUUUCACAAACCGCUUUAGUUACUGCUUUGGCAGUUUCUUCCACCAACGCUUUAAUCGUUCAAAAUCCAUUCAAUAAUAUCCAACAAGCAUUACAAUUGGAUUUAUCUUAUGAUAAGUUAACCACUAAAUUGAGUAGUGCCUUCGAGUCUGGUAAAGAUAACGUUAUUUCUACCAUUGCUAAAGUCUUGAAUGAACCAAUUGAAGGUUUAACUCCAGAAAUUAAGAAUGUUUGGUCAGAAAUGAUGUUGAAAUUCCCAAGCUCAAUUUCUGAAUUGAAUUUUAAAGCUCCAGGUAAGAAGAGCGGAAUUACUAAACAAAAAUUUGACUUCCACGUUACUGAUGCUAGUUUACCAAACCAUCAAUUGAGAAUUAAAGCCACCCCUGAAGAUUUAGGUAUUGAUUCUGUUAAACAAUAUUCUGGUUAUUUGGAUGUUGAAGAUGAAGAUAAACAUUUCUUCUACUACUUUUUCGAAAGUAGAAAUGACCCAAAGAAUGACCCUGUUAUUUUAUGGUUGAAUGGUGGUCCAGGUUGUUCUUCCUUGACUGGUUUAUUUUUCGAAUUGGGUCCAUCCGGAAUUGACCAAAAAUUGAAACCAGUUUAUAACCCACACUCUUGGAAUGCCAAUGCUUCAGUUAUUUUCUUGGACCAACCAAUCAAUGUUGGUUACUCUUAUUCUUCCCAAUCUGUUUCUAAUACCGUUGCUGCCGGUAAAGAUGUUUACGCUUUCUUGCAAUUGUUUUUCAAGAAUUUCCCAGAAUAUGCUAAUUUGGAUUUCCACAUUGCUGGUGAAUCUUAUGCUGGUCAUUAUAUCCCAGCUUUUGCUAGUGAAAUCUUGACUCACAAAGAAAGAAACUUUAACUUGACUUCUGUCAUGAUUGGUAAUGGUUUAACUGAUCCAUUAGUCCAAUACGAAUACUACGAACCAAUGGCUUGUGGUGAAGGUGGCGAACCAAGUGUUUUGGAACCAGAAGAAUGUCAAAACAUGUUGGAUGGAUUGCCAAGAUGUCUUUCUUUGAUUAAAUCAUGUUAUGAAAGUGGUUCUGUUUGGUCUUGUGUUCCAGCUACUAUUUACUGUAACAAUGGACAAAUGGGUCCAUACCAAAGAACUGGUAGAAAUGUUUACGAUAUUAGAACUAUGUGUGAAGGUUCUAGUUUGUGUUACAAAGCCUUGGAAUACAUUGAUGAUUAUUUGAACUUGCCAGAAGUCAAAAAAGCUUUGGGUGCUGAAGUUGAUGAAUAUCAAUCUUGUAACUUUGAUAUCAACAGAAACUUUAUGUUUGCUGGUGAUUGGAUGAAACCAUACCAAAAGAAUGUUAUUGACUUAUUAGAACAAGAAUUGCCAGUUUUGAUUUACGCCGGUGAUAAAGAUUUCAUUUGUAACUGGUUGGGUAACCAAGCCUGGACUGAUAGAUUAGAAUGGAGUGGAUCUAAAGGUUUCAGUAAAGCCCCAGUUAGAUCAUGGAAGGUUAAUGGUAAAGAAGCUGGUGAAGUUAAGAACUAUAAACAUUUCACCUUUUUGAGAGUAUUUGGUGGUGGUCAUAUGGUUCCUUAUGAUCAACCAGAAAACUCUUUAGACAUGGUCAACAGAUGGGUCAGUGGUGAUUAUAAAUACUAA
This is a messenger RNA of Candida tropicalis MYA-3404, 1623 nucleotides long. It is a transcript of the gene CPY1, whose product is annotated as carboxypeptidase C. Gene Ontology annotation, biological process: proteolysis. The transcript has a single exon. Gene Ontology annotation, cellular component: fungal-type vacuole. The record is from RefSeq and is a predicted model, not a curated record. Gene Ontology annotation, molecular function: serine-type carboxypeptidase activity. Bases 1 to 1623 code for a protein of 540 amino acids. NCBI's taxonomy places the organism in Eukaryota, Fungi, Ascomycota, Pichiomycetes, Serinales, Debaryomycetaceae.